Drosophila innubila is the source of this 1546-nucleotide messenger RNA. It is a transcript of the gene Rab14, whose product is annotated as ras-related protein Rab-14. The record is from RefSeq and is a predicted model, not a curated record. Gene Ontology annotation, molecular function: GTP binding; GTPase activity. Gene Ontology annotation, cellular component: phagocytic vesicle; trans-Golgi network; Golgi apparatus. Bases 331 to 978 code for a protein of 215 amino acids. Lineage: Eukaryota; Metazoa; Arthropoda; Insecta; Diptera; Drosophilidae. Gene Ontology annotation, biological process: Golgi to endosome transport; endocytic recycling; phagosome maturation. The transcript has 5 exons.
GUUAAAUAGUCUGGCAUCACCGCACAACUCGUCGCUAAGAUUGCAAACAAGAAAACGCAAAAGAAUUUACUGUAGUUUCCAUAUUUUAAAAUUGUUAUUAUUGGUGCUACAUAUCUGCCCGCAUAUUUAUGCUUGUGCUCGAUUCGUAAUAGCACAUAACUGUGCUCUUAUCGACAGUGUGUAAUUGAAAAUUUACAUAAACAACGAUAUACACAUAAAUACAUACAUACAGUCACUUAUUUACACCCCCCAUCAGCCCCGUGCUCGUUGCUGGCUUACUACAUUCCUGCUCCCCAGUUCAACCUGAAAUAUAGAAAAAACGGUCCCAAUAUGACUGCUGCACCUUAUAACUACAACUAUAUCUUUAAGUACAUUAUCAUCGGUGACAUGGGCGUGGGCAAGUCCUGUUUGCUGCAUCAGUUUACCGAAAAGAAAUUUAUGGCCAACUGUCCACACACAAUCGGCGUGGAGUUUGGCACACGCAUAAUCGAAGUCGAUGAUAAAAAAAUUAAACUACAAAUUUGGGAUACGGCCGGCCAGGAACGUUUCCGUGCUGUAACUAGGUCGUAUUAUCGCGGUGCUGCAGGUGCUCUGAUGGUUUACGAUAUAACCAGACGAUCGACGUAUAAUCACUUGAGCAGCUGGCUCACCGAUACGCGCAAUCUCACAAAUCCCAGCACUGUGAUCUUUCUCAUUGGGAACAAAUCCGAUUUGGAGAGUACACGAGAGGUAACCUACGAAGAGGCCAAAGAGUUUGCUGAUGAAAAUGGUCUCAUGUUUUUGGAAGCCAGCGCAAUGACCGGCCAAAAUGUAGAGGAGGCAUUUCUUGAAACAGCUCGCAAGAUCUAUCAGAAUAUUCAGGAGGGUCGCCUCGAUCUAAAUGCGUCAGAAUCGGGUGUGCAGCAUCGACCGUCGCAACCGUCGCGACCAAAUCUCAGCAGCGACUCAACACAUGUCAAGGAUCAGUGCUCGUGUUAAAUUUAUUAACAUUAUACACACGCAUAGAUAUAAAACUCCAACUUAUAUUUUUAGUGCAACUCGUAAUCAUAUUGAUUUCUUAUCUAUCUACAAAAAUCUUGCAAAUAACAUGCAAAGAAACAAAUCAAAUAAAAAAACAUAAUUUAUCUAGUUAAUUGAUUGGAUAAGGUAAAAAAAAAGUGUGAACAAAAACCAAAAUAUAUAAUGUUCCCAAUUGACAAGCAACAUUUAGGUAUCUAGUAAUUUAAACAUAAAAUUUUCAUAUAUGUAUUGAAUUGUUGCAUUACUUCUCAUUGUUUGUUAGCACUGCUAUAACACUGUUUUGAUAUUAAGAGAACGGAAAAAAUAGCAAAUAUGUUUAUCACUUCAAUUCUUUACAAUACUAAACAUUUUCUAUAUUAUUUUGUUCUUUACCCUACAAUUUGUUAGUAAUAAUCUGUAUAUAUUAUUAUAUGUAUUCUCUAUUCUCAUUUUGUUAAAUGUUGUGUAAUGUAAACGUGUAUAAUUUGAAGGUAAACACUGUUAUAUGAAUAUUAAAGACGUAUUUAAUGCAUAAUGCUAUAGAAAA